Molecule: messenger RNA, 8158 nt
Organism: Topomyia yanbarensis
Lineage: Eukaryota; Metazoa; Arthropoda; Insecta; Diptera; Culicidae
Gene: Eps-15
Product: epidermal growth factor receptor substrate 15-like 1
Exons: 11
Coding region: 493-3870 (1125 amino acids)
Biological process (GO): endocytosis; endosomal transport
Cellular component (GO): plasma membrane; clathrin coat of coated pit; cytoplasm
Molecular function (GO): cadherin binding; calcium ion binding
Source: RefSeq, a predicted model, not a curated record
ACGGUCAUCGCUUGCAUCAUCACGCAGCUAAAAUCCGAUAUUUUCCGAAGAGUCAAAAAUGCCUGAUUUCUUGAAGGUAAAACUGUUUCGCUGUUUUCGUUGUAAAAUCGCAUAAAAAUCCUUCCAAAAGUGAGCCCGUGUUGUGAAUCUACCAAGGAACGUGCAGGAAACGUUCGAAUUAGGAGGAAAUUGGCACGAAUCAGUGAUUUUUCGGAAACUUCGCCCUUAUCAGAAGCUCAAAGUCGCUGGCAGGAAGAGAAAAAAUUCCUCCGUUUGACAUUUCCAGCGAACGGGAGCCCGAAUCGAACUCGAAGACGUUGGUGUAUUUUUUCCCUGACUGAUUUUAUUGUUUCACUGCAAAAAUUGUUCUUUUCGUGGUUCCGGGGAGUACUUUAAUACCGCCGCCGCCGCGUUCGAGGUUCCUACGUGAUCGUGUUACGUGGUUGAUAUUUUGCUGUUUUUGUUUUGUGCCGUUCGGGAGACGCUGAAAAAAUGACAGAUCGUUGUUUUGAUCAAGUGAAUUCUUUCCAGAUCGCUGGUGAUCACAUCCUAAUAUACGAAGCGUACUACAAACAGCUCGAUCCAAAAGAGACUAACGAAAUCGGUGCGCUUGAUGCAGCCAAAUUUCUCAAAAAAUCCGGACUAAGCGAUGUAGUCCUCAGCCGAAUAUGGGACCUGUCCGAUCCCAGCGGACGGGGAUUUCUCACAAAGGAAGGCUUUUUCGUAGCACUCAAACUGAUCGGACUGGCACAGGAGGGCUCGGAGUUCAAUAUGAAGAACAUAUAUAACGAAUUACCGAAGCCGCCAAAAGUGGGUGAGUUACCGAAGGUUCCAGCCCAGGUAAAACUGGUUCACACAGAGAACAGCGACUGGUCUAUUAAGCCGGAAAAGAGGCAUCAGUACGAACAGCUGUUCGAAUCACUUGGUCCCAUGAACGGAUUGCUUCCGGGGGCAAAAGUACGCAGCACUUUGAUGAACUCCAAGCUGCCGGUGGAUACCCUCGGUCGUAUUUGGGAUCUAGCUGACCAGGAUCGUGAUGGCAGUCUCGAUAGGCACGAGUUUUGUGUCGCCAUGCAUUUAGUGUACGAAGCACUAGAUAAACGAGCCAUUCCAGCAGCUUUACCGCCACAGUUGCAACGCAAUGCACCUACAGCAACUAACAAUAGUAACAACUUUGAUGCAUUCGGAAGUGGUGACGGAGGUUUUGUAGCAAACUUCCCCACAGAUAUUGCGCCCCCGCCAGUAGUUCCUCCUCUUCCAGCGAUCGCCAGAGCAACACCGCCGAUCAUUCCACCGGCACCAUUGGUUCCACUCAUUCCAACUGGAGGUGAUGCUACCAUCUCGAAUAAUGCCUGGGUAGUAACAACGCUGGAACGUUGCCGUUACGAGGAGAUAUUCAACAAAAGCGACAUGGAUCGCGAUGGGCUUGUAUCGGGACACGAGAUCAAAGAGGUGUUCCUCCAGUCCGGUCUACCUCAGAAUGUGCUCGCAGUCAUUUGGGCCCUGUGCGAUACCAAUCAAAUCGGUAAGCUACGACUGGAGGAAUUCUGCCUUGCUAUGUGGCUCGUCGAACGAGCAAAAAAGGGAAUUGAUCCGCCCCAGGUACUAGCGCCAAACAUGAUUCCUCCCAGUUUGAGGAAGAAUUCGCUGAUUGCACCACCGGAACCAAAACCGACAUACAGUAAUCCAGAGCUGGAAAUGAUUUCGAAAGAGAUUGAGGAGCUGGCCAGGGAGCGCCGACUGCUGGAACAGGAAGUCGCCCAAAAGGAGGCCGAUGUUCGAAUAAAGAAUGGGGAAAUGAGAAGUUUGCAGAGCGAAUUGGAUACGCUGACAGCCACACUGAAACAGUUGGAGAAUCAAAAGGGUGAAGCACAGAAACGACUCGACGAUCUCAAAAACCAGAAAGUUGAGGUAGACACUGCCAUUGCUAGUGCCCGAGAGCAGGUGAACAAAAUUCGUGAACAGUGCCAGAAGCAGGAGGCAACCCUCAAGGAACAGGAAGGCGAGCUGGAUUCCCGCCGUUCCGAGUUGCAAAAGUUGAAAGACGAAGAGCAGGCACUCGAGCGGGAGUACAAUUCCGGCACCAAAGAUGUGGAUCGUCUAACGUCGCAGCUGCAGGACACGCAGCUCGAGAUCAGUCAGGUCAAAGCGAUGGUUACUCAGAUACAGGAGUACCAACGACAGAUGACCGAUGCGUUGGCCAUGUUCCGCAACGCGAUCGAUACCAACGAUCCGGCAUUGGUGUCGGAUUACUCGUUGAAAAUUGAACCCGAAUUUAGAGAGGCUAAGCAGGCACUCGUGGAGAAAGAGGUGGAAAAUGCUAACAAACGGGAUCCGUUUGGAGAUAAUAAGGCCAACGGUUUCGGAGCGACGGACGGAGAAACAGGUUUCGGGGAUGAUUUCAAAACCAACGGAUUUACAACACAGUUCGACACGAAUAAUGGAUUCCAGAGUUCAGGAUUCGACGAUGGUUUUACCAAUGCGUUUGAUAACAAAAGCAGUGAUCCGUUCGCUUCCUCCGCGAGCAGUGCCGAUCCGUUUGCUGAAACAAAGGGUUCAGCUCCACAGGUGGCCAGGGAUCAAUUCGGUUGUGAUCCGUUUGCCAUAUUACACGCACCAACCACCGCUAGUCAGAUACUCAGUCCCAGUCCAAACAAAUCGGUGGCUCCUCCACGGCCGGAAUCACCUAGUCCUGCGCUGCCACCGAAGAAAGCGAAACAACCUCCACCAAGACCGGCCCCGCCACGGCCUCUGCAGGGUCCCACACCGACGAAACCAGCACCAUCUACAAUGGAUGCCUUUGGCGACAGUAGUGGCGGCAGUUUUGCGAACUUCGCUGACUUCGACAAUAAGAACCUUAAACCUGCCGUUCCACCAAACCCCCUGCAAGUAUCCUCUGUCUUCACACCGACCUUGGUUCUAUCACCAUCGCCAGUGGCUGGCCGUGGCUUAGGAGGACCAUCUCCGUUGCCCGUUUUGUUGGGUGCUUCUAACAUCACAACCACCAUGUCGAGUUCGCGCAUGUCAUCCUCGCCAGUGCCUAGUGUGGGGAGUGAACCUACGAAAACUGCUGUCUCCGGGACGACAGCGGUCGAUUUUGUCGAGGAUCCCUUCAAGGAUUAUCGCUACGAGGACCCCUUCAACAUCGCUGAUCCAUUCGCGGACGAUGACGCCGAUGGAACGAGUACUGAAGACCCAUUCUCCUCUGAUUCGAACACAUUAAGUAUCAACCGAUCCGCUAGUCCGAAAAAAUCGACAACGGGCAAAGAGUUGGAUGAUUUGUUCUGUGACGCACGGAAUAACAACUUUCUUUUCAAUAGUAGCAGCACCGGUUUCAAACCUAGCACCGGCAGUGACCCGAAAAAACCGUCGACCGGCGAUCCGUUUGAUGCCUUCAAUGAUAAUUUCAGUAAAAAUGCCUUACAUGUCACAGCCCAACAAGAUCUGCUGUUCAAAGCUUUCGGUGCCACGGAAAACACGACUAGUACGAAGUCAUCCAAGGACACGCUUUUCGGUGCAGCCGCCAAGGUAAGCCCGUUCGAGGAUGAGUUCACUAGUGUUGAGGAUAAAUUUAGUGAAAUAAGGGACUUUCCGACCAACAACAACAACAACCACCGUGGUGCGAUGGGAGGGAAGAAAGGUGCUACUAAGGCAACGUUCUCUGACUCACUCGAUUUCGCUAAUUUUGAAGUGUUUAGUAAUAUUAGCAAUAACCUGAAAAAUAACAACAGUUUGAAGCGAACUAAGGAAGGAAAACGUGCCGUUCCUACACCCCCACCGGUCACCAAGUUUAACGACGACUAUUCCAAGGACGAUGCGUUUGAUGCGGAUUUUCAAGCUGUUCUGGAACGGUCCAGAAGGGAACAGUGAAGAAGGAAGGUUUGUUGAUCUUUUGUUUUUUAUGUUUGUUAGUUAUUUUUGCGACCGAAACUAAAGCUAAAGAGAAAAACAAUAAUACCAGUGAACUAAAUCAAAAUAGAAAAAUAGUUGCAGAGAAGCACAUUUUAAAACUUAACAUUUAGAACCAUUUCCCUAGUUUGGGAAUCAUUUUUGGUAGUUUCUAUACUGGUUAAAAAAAGAUGAAUAAAUUUUGUUUUGUGCUGUAAAUUCUCGUCUAAUGUUGAGUUGACGUUGAAAAGAAAUUUCAGAUAUUACACUUUCUUGAGAAACGCUAUUUAAACUUUUGGCAUUCUUGUUGGUAUCAAACUCAAAUUCGAAUAGGUUAUUCUGUUUUGGUAAUAAAGACUGAACGAAGAAACUUAAGGUGUACAGAGAUCCAAUUUGUUGAGUCUACAAUCGUUUCAUAUCGAAGGUGCUCUUGAAAAGUUGCUUCGAACUGAUCCGAAAAAAAUGAUGGAUCGACUGAACAAAAUGAUCAAAAGAUUCCGAAAGCAUCUUAAUACUACAUUUCUACAACCUUCUGACGCAUAAGCUUUAUUAUUUGUAAUAUAUUGCCCACGAUUAUUACUUGAACAUGAGUUGGAGCAUUUCUAGACGUAAGUUAUAGAUAUUAAAAGAUGGCUCUAAUCGAUGUUGUAAAUAUCUGUUUGUAUCUAUACUUAUACUAGUUUUUUUUAGUGCAAAGAUUUCAAUAGGAAAACUCAACAGCCCAAAAAGUAUGGUCGCAAUGAUUGUAUACUAUUCCCCCGAAAAUCAUUCCCCAGAAGGCCAUUCCCCAGAAUUCCACUCCCCAGAAUAUCAUCCCCCAGAAUAUACUAUUCCCCAGAAAGUCAUUUCCCAGAAUGUACCAUUCCCCAGAAUUCCAUACCCCAGAAUACACCAUCUCCCAGAAAGUCAUUCCCCAGAAAAGUUUAACUUUUUUUUUUUUAUUGAUUUGAUCUUUUCAAACGUACUACUCGUUCCAAGAGGCAGAUCACUUGUGAUGUAUUUUUAAAAAUCAGCGAAAUUAAAUGCAUUUAUUUCCAUCAAAAUAGAAAUUCAUAAUGUAUUUUGCUUUGCUUGCAAUGUCUUUUGCGUUGCGUGCAAGACGUCAAAACGCUACGAAAAAACUAGCCUUACAUUCCAAAAAACGUCGAACAACUUGUAUCAGCGUAGGACGUUUGUUGAACAAACUUUUCUGCGAGGGAGUGCAAAGUUGAUGCAAAAAUAGAAAUUAAAUGCAUUUUUCUAAUUUGAUGCAAAUUUGUUAUACAUUGCUAGAGUGAUCUGCCCCUAGACACACCCACUUCCAUCGAACGACAUUCUUCGAUUCGGUCACAUUUCAAAUGAUUUGCGUUGUGUUGAAACCGGAAGGUAGGAUGACAUUAUAUAUUCCGAAUUUAAAUAAAGAAUAGCUGACUUUCCCGAAAAACCAUUCCACAGAAAGUAAGAUACCGAAGUGUUUUCCCCAGAAAGAACUAUUCUCCAGAAAACCAUAUCCAGAAUGAACCAAUGCUCAUAAGUUCAUUCCACAGUUAUAACCAUUUCCCAGACAUUUUUUUUGAAGUGGGAAAUUUUUUUGAUGAAAAUCAAAACAUUUUUUCAGUAUGUUGCCCAUAUUGCUCCCCUCGAAAAGUGCACUGGUAGCAGCAUUAGACAAUAGCAAUAUAGGACAAAUCGCAAAAUUCAGUACAGGUGUGCUUUUCAGUGCCAUUCAACAGAAACCAUAGAAAGCGGUAGCCACCUUCCUAGGAUCUAAAAGAAUGAAACAGUGUUAUGUAAGUAAGGCGAAACAAAAACUUUGUACAUUACCUAAGUCAAUGCAUGAUGCUGGUACGGAUAAGCCGUCGAAAGCGGCGGCUCCUCGCAAAAAUAUCGUUGCACCAGUUCGACCAAAACACCAGACACCUUUUAUACAUGCUUCCAACCACUCAUUUACAAAUUACUCAACCCACAGGCCCAGGAGCAAUUGGUAUAUCCCCCGUAUACUUGCACAUAUGUCAGUAGCGCCAUAAUCGCAAAUGCGAUAACAGUCCCAACUAAUAAUAUAUUCAAUUCAAAAUGAUCGCUAACAUUGACGAAUAAUUGUUGUCGAGUAUUAUGUCUAACUCUGUGGUAAAAGUACCAUUUGGCGUAAGGUAUGAAAAUACUUUCGAAUGUAUUUAGUGCAACCUGUUUGAGUAAACCGAGCAAUCGUACAUUUGCGUACGAAACAUUCUUACAAAAGAAAGAUAAAUGCUCUAAAACCCACGAAACCAUUUGUAAAAAUAUGCAUUCAUUUCGAUUUUAAUAUGGAUUUAACCAAAGCUCCAAAGAAGGAAUCAACAUAUAUGUUUGAAUAAACCGGGCAGACGAAAAGAUCACAAGUUUGCGUGCAAGAGUUACUUGGCGUACAAAUUCAAAGAACUGCUCAUGUUUGAAAGAAGGAUCCAACUCCUAUGUUCGAGUAAACAGGUUUUACGAGAGGAUAACAGGUUUGCUUGCGAGAGGCCGCCGCUCUCGACGGCACAUCCUCAGCAGCUUAACACCGCAUAAGUUCUUUUAAUUACGUAUGCGCAAACCUUAACCUAACCACAAAUAAUGAAUAAAAACCAUAAGUUUUCUGGGGAAUGGGGCAUUCUGGGGAAUGACUUUCUGGAGAAUGGGGCAUUCUGGAUAAUGGUUUUCUAGGGAUUAGCAUAUUCUGGGAAAUGUCUUUCUGGGGAAUGGUACAUUCUGGGGAAGGGAAUUCUGGGGAAUGGCUUUCUGGGAAAUGGCUUUCGGGGGAAUGGUAUACAACCGUCGCAAUUCCUGUACAAGUAUUUUGGGUGAAUCUCUCAGCUUCUAAUCGCCAGAACUGAACUCGAACUUACUCAGCGCAGGUGAGGUAUAUGCACUGCAACAUUGAAAGUUACUUGUCAUUAUAUAACUAUUUGAGGCGUGGUAUCAUUAAUAAAAUAAAACUGUUACAUAGCUUAUGGUAGUAAAAUGCGUGUUGGUUCCCCAAGGCCCAAAAUGGCAAUAAAUGGACACAAAAUAAAGCAAAGAAGUUUUUUGUAACACUUUGUUAGCUCAUUUACGUGCAACUUUUAAAAAGGUAGUUCAUGGAGACUCCAGAACGAAGUUAAUGCUCUUAUCUUCCCUAGUAUUGAUAACAUUUAACGUUGUGCAUAUCAACAGUAUACUACUUAUAAUCGCAUAUUUGUCCCAUGUUCUAAGAGAUUCCCUAACUACAUGAGAAUGAUCUGCGAUUAUAGGAAGUAUAUGGGUCAAGAAAACUACAGUCACUGGCUACAUUAUUAUACAUAAGCUGAAAAAAAUCAGUUGUUUUAUCUACAAUACACGUUUAUUGCUUGAUAGUUGUAGUUAAAACAAGCAAAUCAGUUUUAUUAUAAGAGUAAUGUCGUAUACCCAUUCUAAAAAUUGUAGUCUGCUGUUCUACGCAUAACUGUCCUAUGUAUAUAGGGAAUCCAAUAGAACAUGGGACAAAUAUGCUGAUAACGGCAGUAGUAUUCCCAUAAAUCAAGAAAGUUUCAUACAAUUGCAUCAUGAAAUGCUAAGGAUCAACAAUAACUUACACUGAUCAGUUUCUAAGUACUAUUUAUAAUUUAAUUACGACGUAAUAUGUAUUUUGCACGAUAUGACGCUUUCACUGAGUUUGAGUUUUAUUCGUUUAUUUAAAGUUUUCAUAUUUUACACUGCCGCCAUUUAUGUUUGAACGUGUUGAGUCCUCAAAAAAAACUACAUAAAAUAAUACCAAAAGUAAGACUAUAGAAGUUCUGUUGAGAAUUAGCGCAAAAAAGGAUGAAAUUCAAGAGAAGAUUCAAUUUAUUUUAAGUAUAAUAAUAUUGGCCAGUGACUGUACAUAUUGCUAUAGCAAAACAUACAGAAUAGUACAGUGUACAUAUUUCGUAAAAGUACGUGAAAUCUACCCAAACAAACUUAAACAUAACCAUUAUUCGAAAGCAGGUGAGAGCUAUAGGUAAACUGAGAGUAAUAGAUUGGCAGAGAGAAAUCCGAAUUUUAUAACAGCAUGUCAAUUUUGUUCAGAACAGACAGUUGUCCAAUUGGAUCCAAAAUAGAGUUUCCACACAGAAUAAUUACCUAUCAAGCUACGCUUCAUGUUAGAUGUAUUUUGAAAACUUAUUAAUUGUGUAACAAUUCAAAUCAGAUGUUAUUGCUUAUUGCAAAUAUAUAAAUUAUAAUUGUUGCCUGGGUGUUAGCUAAUGCAAUGUGCUACUGCGAAUGUAUUAUAAAAAAGUAUAAGCGUAUCCAAACUCAAUAAACAUCAGAAUAUGUA